AUUUUGUUUCCAGGGAGAGGUAGUGAGGGACUGAGUUUAUACAAAAAUUUACACCUGACACACACACACUCUCACUCUCUCUCUCUCUCUCUCUCUCUCUCUCUCUCUCUCUCUCUCUAAACUCACUCAGCCCCCUCUUUAUCUUCUUCUUUCUGGGUUGAUUCUCUUUCAUUAAUUGGUGGGGUUUUUCCGUUUUUCUCUAAUUUUAAUCAAUAUAUAUUAAUUAAUUGAGAUGGAGUUUGAGGAUCAAGAGGAGCACGAGGAGGAGAUGGAGAUGGCGGCUAGUUACGACUCGCUCGGCAACUCAGCCGGAGGCCGAGUCAAAAUGUCGAGUUCUGGACCAGAUGGUUUGGCGCUAGCAGCGGCAGCUGCAGCGGCGGCGGCGUCUGAGCAGCAGCAGCAACCGAGGAAGGCUGUGAGGUACCGGGAGUGCUUGAAGAACCACGCGGUGGGGAUUGGAGGCCACGCGCUGGACGGGUGCUGCGAGUUCCUGGCUGCCGGCCCGGACGGCACCCUCGACGCGCUCAAGUGCGCCGCCUGCAACUGCCAUCGGAACUUCCACCGAAAGGAGGGCGACCCGGCCGGACACGGUCUCGGAGUCAUAACCGACGCAUACGGGCAGCUGGUGCCACACCACGGGCAGCAACACCACCCGCAGUUCUCACCGUACUACCGGACUCCAGCUGGUUACCUCCACGUGGCGGCGCACCACAGGCCGCUGGCUUUGCCGUCUACUUCGGGAGGGGGAGGGACCUACAGCGGGGGGCAGGAGCAGGAUGACGACGUGUCAAAUCCCAGCGGAGGCGGUGGCGGUGGCGGAGGGAGUGGGGGUUUGGGAAUGGGAAUGGGAACGGCGUCAUCUGGGAAGAAGAGGUUUCGGACAAAGUUUAGUCAGGAGCAGAAGGAGAGGAUGUUGAGCUUGGCGGAGCGGCUCGGGUGGAGGAUUCAGAAGCAGGACGAACCGGCAGUUCAGCAGUUCUGUAACGAGACCGGGGUGAAGCGCCACGUGCUCAAGGUUUGGAUGCAUAACAACAAACACACUCUGGGAUUGCAAUGUCACGUGCUUGUAAACCUGUUCCAUGCAUAUUGUUCUCCGCAAUUUGUGUGUGAUGACUUGUAGCUCUCUCCGCAAUUAGUAUGUGUGUGAUGAGUUGGUGGAAGGGAGGAUCAAUCGAGCGUGUGUGAUGGAUUUUUGCAUUUUCCUGUUUGAUUUAAUGACUAUCGAUCAUGCCCAUCUUUUCUCCACAUGUUUGUACAUUUCUGCAGUGUGUCUAUGCUGCUGCUUUUUCUUCUCUUCUCAUCAAUUAUUCAAUCCCCCAAACCUUUCCGUUUUGGUCCACGAAUCAGACUUUCUGUAUUGGUAUUAGUAUAUGUUGAGAAGCAUUAAUUGUAUGAUUGUAUGGAUGUUCUUCAUUGACUGCAAUGCAAUGCAAAACUUUUUCUCUUUA
Pyrus x bretschneideri (Chinese white pear) is the source of this 1448-nucleotide messenger RNA. RefSeq names its product zinc-finger homeodomain protein 1-like. Lineage: Eukaryota; Viridiplantae; Streptophyta; Magnoliopsida; Rosales; Rosaceae. The record is from RefSeq and is a predicted model, not a curated record. The coding region runs from base 233 to 1120 and encodes 295 amino acids. The transcript is spliced from 2 exons. Gene Ontology annotation, molecular function: transcription cis-regulatory region binding; DNA-binding transcription factor activity. Gene Ontology annotation, biological process: regulation of DNA-templated transcription; regulation of developmental process. Gene Ontology annotation, cellular component: nucleus.